Paramuricea clavata is the source of this 750-nucleotide messenger RNA. Lineage: Eukaryota; Metazoa; Cnidaria; Anthozoa; Malacalcyonacea; Plexauridae. The record is from the annotation of a GenBank genome assembly.
AUGUCGUUGAGUGAGCUAGUUUUGAAAACCUUGAUGCCAAGUAACUUUCUCGAAUCGGACGACGAUGAGACGAAAUCGAUAACGGACAGUGACUCGGGCUAUAACAAGAAUGAGUUCAAUGUGUUUAAUGAUUACUUCGGACUGAUAAAUCUCGUGCAAAAGUGCAAGCAAAACGCAAUCCCGAGCAGCGAAAUGGGCUUUUUCGAAGUCGAUGAGUUCAGCAGAUUUCCUCGACGUGAUCGGUUCGACAGUAUUGACUCGGAGAAUUCGUCUUCUGGAAGCUGCGAUUCCUUCACAGAUCUAGGGCUUACUAUUGGCGACAGUAGUGGCUUUCAACCAUUUCCCAACGCGAGUACAUUCCCUGGUAGUGGCAGUACAUAUCGACGAAGAGCCGAUUCGUUGACAAGCUUGUCGCGUCGCGGGAAAGGCACAACAGCAACAGCAAGUCUCCCUCGUGGUUUUAAUGCUCCGUCGGCAAAUCUACCUCAAGUUUGUGUAUUUUGUCGUAACAACGGGGAGCCUGAAGAGCUGUAUACAUCGCAUGUUUUAAAAGGUCCUGAUGGCAAAACAACCUGCCCGAUCCUGCGAGCUUAUACAUGUCCUAUCUGUAAAGCCAGUGGUGGUGACUCGCACACGAUCAAGUACUGCCCUCAAAACCAACAACCUGCGCCGGGAUUUGUCAAUGGAGCACAAGUUACUCGUGUGGGACCACGGCCAAAUCGCACUGUUGGACACAGAAAAACCCGUUGA